Molecule: messenger RNA, 3637 nt
Organism: Lingula anatina
Lineage: Eukaryota; Metazoa; Brachiopoda; Lingulata; Lingulida; Lingulidae
Biological process (GO): signal transduction
Molecular function (GO): protein binding
Source: RefSeq, a predicted model, not a curated record
AUUAUUGUUUACAUCCGGGUAUCUAGAGUUUGCACCCAAAAUGGCGACGUCUGUCAUACGGCCGAGAUAUAAUGACGCAGGAAUCAAUCGACGGUGAGCCGAGUGACAAACUACCCUCGAUGUGAACAGUUUGCUCUUGCGCAAUACCGCUGGAGAACACCCUGGCUUUUAGCGAGAGGACUCCAAUUUUAGGUCAAGUACAUUUAUGAUGUACCCAUCUUGUUUCUUAGAACUGCAACACUCGAAAUUCUUGUAACAGGACUGCCUUUUAACAUCAGGGUCCCUUGUUGAAGGGGGUUACCAUUGUGACAGUUACCUUCCAUACCUGCCUGGUUAUUCGGCUAUGUUGGAUAUAUUUAAGAAAAUUGCCAUCAUUCUUCCCUGCCUAGCUUACCUACAAAGCACCAAGACCUGUGAUCCAGGUCAAGAACCUGAUCGCAAUGGCGGUUGUAGAGAAUGUCUGCCUGGCCAUUUUAACACUAAUCACAAUCGUGUGGAUUCCAGUUUCGCCGACUGUAUAGCAUGGGCAAAAUGUAAUGAAGAAGGCCAGUAUAUAUUAACAGAAGGGAGUAUUUAUAAGGAUCGCCAGUGCUGGUGCAAUGAAACAGCUGGCUAUGGACCAAAACGACCGAAGCGAUGUUACGAAGGCGGCUCUGUGCAAACUGGAGAGCUGGAGGAGGCGUGCCAGUGCCGCAAGUGUAAACGGGAAGGAGACUGUCCUCUGCUCAGGGAUAAGAAUGGAAACCUGCUUGAAGAACUUACACUAGAUGUGGGCCAUGAAAGUAUAGGUUUGAACUCUUGUCGGCCUUGCAGUGGGGUACCAGUGACACAAGUGGUGCCCCCUACAACUAAGCCAGUGACAAGUUCAGUACCUUUGCCAACCAACUCCAGUGAUGUCACAGACCACACAGAAAUUGCAGCUGCUUCCACACCUAAAGAAAAGACAAACUAUUCAGUAGUCAUUGGUGUUCUUGUUGCAGUAGUAGGGGUAGUGGCUAUAAUAGCUGUGAUGAUAGUUAUAUGGAAAAGAUCAGGAAACUCAUGCCAUGUCACAAUGUGUAAUUGUGUUAAAGGAAACAUUCAAAAUAGCCAUCAGUAUGAUCCUGUUAGUUGGUCAUCAUCCGGGAAUUACCAAAAUGGCCACACCAGUGGCUUGGAGAGGGAAAUGUCUUUAAUAGAGAAUGGCCAAAAUGGCCAUGUCAAUGGUUUGCCAAGGAGAGAGCAGUUACAGAAUGGUGCUCUGGAAAGAGAGGGUGCUCAAAUGCAAGGUGAUGAUAACCCAGCCCCCCCAGUUCGUUACAAAUACGACCUCUUUCUAGUGCAUAGUAGUGAAGAUGAGGAGGAGGUUCUCGAGUUAGCAGAACGCCUGGAAGAAGAACAUGGCAUAAAAUGCUGCUAUGCUGACAGAGAUUUUCAACUUGGGAAGCGUGUCAUGAACAAUGUGGAAGAUCUUUUCAAGGAGUGUAGACACAUAGCACUUUGUUUGACUAGAAAUUAUUUGGCUAGUAGUUGGUGCCAGCAUGAGCAGAGCAUGGCACUGGGUAAAGCCACAGAGAAUGGCGGUCAGGGGAUGAUCCCGCUGCUCUUCAGUGGCUUUCCCGAGUCUGAUGUUCCACCAACCCUGAAAGCUUACUCUUACUUCAAACUGACUUCUGAUCCACAGUCUUUAACACAGCUUGCCAGACAUAUUAAAGGCUGAGGGGAACAGAGGUCAAGGACUUUGGAAGCUCAAGGUCAUCCUGUCAUCGGUCACUCUCACUAGAUGAUUGCUAGUAUCAGUCUUCUGGAGGGAGGAUGACCAUCUGAUAAAACAGAGAUUUGUGGUUAUUUAUUUAGUUAAGCUGUUGUCCCACAGUUCACAGUGCAGCUGUUUUUCGGCAGUUUUAGAUGCAGCUGUUGUCCAAGUGAUGCUCUUGGGGCGCAGUUCACAGGGCAAUUGUUCAACAAUAAAAAUUGCCCUUUUUUUUUUGGCAUGAUAAAGAUUGCAAUUCUCAACAGACCUUAGUGCAAUUUGAACUGUUAUAAAACACAUCUGAAAUGACGUAAAAUUGCCAGGCAGUUGAGGUUUGCAUGGUCCUGGAAUGCAGUCCCUUUCAUACAGUAUAUUAGGGAAAAAUGGUUAACCUUUAUAUUAUAUUUUAGUGUGCAUUCUCAUUAACACCAUUGCUCUACAUAGGUCAACCCGCUUUUGCAGGGAGUCUCACUGAGUGCAAUCAGCUUAACAGAUUUCCACUUCGCCUCCUUGCUUCAGUAAAACACAGAAGCUAGUGAUUAUACAAGUACGUUGGAAACAAAAAGAGGUGUGUCAUUCAGUUAAGCUGAUUGCACUCAGUGAGAGUCCCUGCAGAUUUAGUUCAAUCCAUGUAGACCGAUGAUGUCUAUUGGAAUGGGGUCCUAGACCUUCAAUAUGACAAAUCUGUUUUGGAGAUAUGUUUAUGUCAGUGAGACGUUUUGCAAUUAAGGUUUUGAAAAUUAUCCAUGUUAUAGUGGAUUAUGUGUAGAAGUAUUUUAAUACUUAUAUUUAAUAAUAAUAUUAAAAAUUUGUACAAACGUGGAAGAUGCAACUUCAGUUCUAAGAGACAGGUAGCAGAGUUACAAAAAAAAUUAUUUUUUUAUUUCACAGCUCAAUUCAUUUUGGGAUUCAUGUAAGUUUAAUAUUUUUAUCUGUAAUGAAUUCAUAUAAGCUGUUGACAGAGUUUGAAUUUAUUGAUUUAACACAAUGUGCAUCAAAGAAUUGCAUGUAUUUAAUCAUUAAUGGUGAGUCAGAGUAUUCUUUUUAGAAGUACCAGCUUUUUCUGUGAUCAGUGCAUUUUUUCAACUGCAUGACCAUUGUUAAGAUUCUGAAGUAUUCCACACCAAGCUCAGCUGUAAAUAAUGAAGGUUCAUCUUUGCUUGUCUGCUUUCAAGCUAUUUUUUCUUCAACUGGAGUGAUAUAUGUUGAAAGUGCAAAAUGUGGUUGCCCUUUUCUUUUCAUAUUGGACUAAGCUAUUAAAAGUGCACUCCAUGAGAUUAACCUGCCAAAAUGGAUUUUUGCAGUAGUUUUUGUCAGCCUUUUUUCUUCAAUUGUUGUAAAUGUUGAAACUACAAAGUAUGGUUGUGGAUUCAAUGUUACAAUGAGAUACAUGAAGGCUGUACUGAAUCUUAUGCCCUUUUUUCUUGGGGGGGGGGGAGGUUUGUAGAAAACCUCAUGAAAGUUUAUAAAAUGUUACAUGCACUUAAGUUUUGAUUAAAUUAAAGAAACUAUCCUUUGGACAAAAUGAUGUCUCUGAAAUAAACUUCUCAAGUUUGAAUAAUUCAGUGAGUUGCAGUGUAUCAUAUCUUCCAUUGUGUAGUGUUCAGAUAAGUGUAAUUUCACCUUCAUCUGUUUAUGUUGUUUCUUUAGCUGUAUUUGAAGUGUGCAGCAUAACUGUUGCAUACAAAGAAAUACAUAGUUUAGAGUGAGGAAGACGGAGGGAGAGAAUCCAUGUUGCUCAUUUUGAAAAGUGAUAAUGGGGGAAAGGGGGGGUGCAGGCCACCCAUCACUCAUCCUUUCUUAGAUCUGUCCAUUCUUACACAGCUACCACUAGUGGGCUAGAUUUGGUCUUAAAGUGCAAUUUAAGUUCACAAGUGAUCUUUUUAAACAUUACACCAUUUUAAA